AUGGCUCAAAAAUAUUAUGUUGACGACAUCGAACGUUCUUAUGGCUGUGAAAUGACAUCGAUAGUACCUCAAUCAUUGACUGGUCGAAGUGGAAUUGAUUGUUUGAGAAUGAUCGAUUCAUUGUUGGUCAAGCAAAUCCCUAGUAUAUCAGAAGCAAUAUUCGGUAUUGCUGCAGAAGCAAAAUUCGAUAUUUUCAAUGAUAGAAAAGAACGAUUAUUUCAAGCAUUUGAAACAUCUUCAUUUUGUCAACGUUUGUUCUGCACAUCUAGACGACAAUUUAUACUUCGUAUUGUUGACAAUAGUAAUCAAGAAAUCAUUCUUGUUAAACGUGAAUUCAAAUGUUGUUCGGGAUGUUGUUGGUGUGCCAAUGCAACAUGUUGUAGUCAAGAGGUUACUGUUGAAUCACCACCAGGAACUUUAAUUGGCACGGUCUCACAAGAGUAA
Messenger RNA from Rotaria sordida, 444 nucleotides. Lineage: Eukaryota; Metazoa; Rotifera; Eurotatoria; Philodinida; Philodinidae. The record is from the annotation of a GenBank genome assembly.